Molecule: messenger RNA, 579 nt
Organism: Ochotona curzoniae (black-lipped pika)
Lineage: Eukaryota; Metazoa; Chordata; Mammalia; Lagomorpha; Ochotonidae
Product: hemoglobin subunit zeta-like
Exons: 3
Coding region: 151-579 (142 amino acids)
Biological process (GO): hydrogen peroxide catabolic process; oxygen transport
Cellular component (GO): blood microparticle; haptoglobin-hemoglobin complex; hemoglobin complex
Molecular function (GO): oxygen carrier activity; haptoglobin binding; heme binding
Source: RefSeq, a predicted model, not a curated record
GCAGCCGAUAACAGACCCCACCCUGCAGCCCCUUCCCCUCCUCCCGGGAAUGGCCCGGCCUGCCUAGCUUCUGCCUCGGAUACAUAAGGGGACCCCACAGGCUGAGCAGCACCAAGGCCACGCUGAGCAGCCAGCAACACAACCAGCACCAUGUCUCUGACCAAGAGUGAGAGGACCAUCAUCAUGUCCCUAUGGGACAAGGUCUCCUCGCAGACCGAGGCCAUCGGCACUGAGGCUCUGGAGAGGCUCUUCAGCAGCUACCCUCAGACCAAGACCUACUUCCCGCACUUCGACUUGCACCCGGGCUCAGCGCAGCUGCGCGCCCAUGGCGCCAAGGUGGCGGCCGCCGUGGGCGAAGCGGUCAGGAACGUGGACAACCUGCCCAGCGCCCUGUCCAAGCUGAGCGAACUGCACGCCUACGUCCUGCGCGUGGACCCAGUCAACUUCAAGCUCCUGUCCCACUGCCUGCUCAUCAGCCUGGCCGUGCGCCUGCCCGCGGACUUCACCGCCGAGACCCACGCCGCCUGGGACAAGUUCCUGUGCCAGGUGUCCGCCGUGUUGACCGAGAAGUACCGCUGA